Messenger RNA from Microplitis mediator, 972 nucleotides. RefSeq lists its product as uncharacterized. The transcript is spliced from 5 exons. Bases 373 to 972 code for a protein of 199 amino acids. NCBI's taxonomy places the organism in Eukaryota, Metazoa, Arthropoda, Insecta, Hymenoptera, Braconidae. The record is from RefSeq and is a predicted model, not a curated record.
UCUGCUACAUUCACACUCAUAACUUGUGGCCAUUUGUUUAAAAAAGCUUCGAAUUAGGAUUUAAGUUAUUAAAACUAAUAUAGUCGAUAUUUUUGAAUUAUUGUUGAUGUAUUAAAGAUAUAAUAGAUAAUUCACAGGUAGAAAAUUUAAAAAACUAUAGGUGCAAUUUUUAAAAAUAUUUUUUUCUUAUAAUUUAUCGUUUUUAAAAAAAUCUAACAAUUAUUAGACGUCGACUAAAUUUAGUAUCAAAAGAAAAUUUCAUAUUUUAUUAAUAAAAUACAAAUAUAUAUUUUUUUUACGAGUGAAGUAUAGGAAUUAAUCAGUGUUACUUAAUAAUUAAUAAUGAACAAUGAUAGUGAAUAUUAAAAAUGAAUGACCAAGUAUUUCUUGCCCUCGUAUGAUAAAUUACUUGAAGAUAUCAACGAUCCUGUCAUUGUCGGCGACAACAACAAGACGAUUCAGCGACUGUAUGUUGCAGACGGUCCUUGCCCCAAAGUGAUUAUUGAGGAACCACUUGAUUUGGCUCGGACAAGUGGACUAUGGUUCAAGGACGGGAGUAGUGGUGGUGCUUCGGACGAUUUACAGAAAUGCGUAACACAAGUUUGGUUUUCACCUAACGAUAAGGGUGUAUCGGAGGUUGUUUCUACUAGUAUUUUCACGACAACCAACGAUGAAUUAAAAACCGUAGCUGAUGUAAUUGUAAGUAAUAAUAAUGCAUUCUUGUUUGAUGUCCAUGUACCAAUUACGGGACAUAGCUAUCGAGAAAGUUGGAAUCUUGCAAUGGAUUAUGACAAUUACGCAAUAACUUGGACCUGUUCCUAUAAUGGAACUAUGCGUACGGAGAACGCUGCGAUUUAUACUCGAGAACGAAAUCCAACUAUGAAUCUCCUAAGAAUAGCGCAAGAAGCAUUCGAUCGCUAUGGUCUCAUAUUGCCUGAUAUGAUCAGAAUUGAUAACCAAAAUUGUCCUUAA